AUGGCCUUCAACAAGAAAUAUGCCGGCCUUCCUGAUCUGGAUCUGGCUCCAGAUAUCUAUGAGACUCCUGAACUCACUGACGGUUCUACUCUGGCUACUGCGACAGUUCGCUCCCCGUCCCCUUUCCAAGAUGAAUCAUCUAAUCCGGAAAUCGACCGCCAACGGCUUCAGCCAGACCUGGCCCGAUCACACUUCCUCUCAUCCCAUUUGGAUGCUCGCGGUGUGGACUUUUCAGAUAGCAUUGCCUCCAAAAGGAAGUCGUACAAGGCCAUGAGCCACCGGAGACAGCGGCGGGAAGAUGGAACCGAAGUACUAGGAGAUGUCAGCGACGAAGAGGAUGAGUCUCUGGAACGAAAAUUGGCCAGGCUCCGCAGAGAGGCGGAUGAGUUAAAAGAAGAAUUGACUACUCGAAAGGCCUCCCACCGUGAUACGCAAGCCCCUAGUGCUGGAGAUUCAGUUGACGGUGACCAAGAUGCCCUGGACAGUGGCGUGUUGGAGCUAAGUCGGGUGCUGGACAGCCUCCAUACCUACUCAAGAAGCGGUUCGGUACAUUUUACUGCGGAGGAGAUACUCUCACAAAAACUAGGAGGAAGCAUCCCUCCCACCGUACACGCCGCGAAACAACGAAAUGAAAUGUUACAUGGACCCCAAUCCAACGUUCCUGCUGGCCUCCUCUCUAAUGCUGCCGCCUUCGAUGCCCGCCUUACCCUACUUGAAGCAGCCUUAGGCAUCCCCAACACUCCAAUUCCUCACGCUUCGGACGACAACGCGGGACCGCAACCCAUCCUACCCACUCUCAACCAUCUCACACUCCAACUCUCCACCCUCUCUAGCACUCUAACCGGCCCCUCUGCAUCAAUCCCAGACUAA
Molecule: messenger RNA, 870 nt
Organism: Histoplasma mississippiense
Lineage: Eukaryota; Fungi; Ascomycota; Eurotiomycetes; Onygenales; Ajellomycetaceae
Exons: 4
Coding region: 1-870 (289 amino acids)
Biological process (GO): mitotic spindle organization
Cellular component (GO): cytoplasm; dynactin complex
Source: RefSeq, a predicted model, not a curated record